AUGAUUGGUUUGUUUGCCAACACGUCAUUUUAUUUUUCAAUUUCUUUUCAAAUUGGAAUUGUUUUGUAAUUAAUCUCGCCGUGUUAAUCAAACCGGCGUAACCAACCCACGGUUUUAAUUUGAUUUGAACACGUAUGUUUCAAAAUAUGAGAUAAUUGGCUACAAUUUAUUAUGAACGAAACAGUUCAUGUUUUCAAUGUAAUUUUUUUGACGUAGUUAGAUAAGAAUUGUUUAUCGUGAUUUUCAAGAACCGACAACUCGGAUGGAGGCGACGUUGAGAGAAUACCGUGCCCUUAGACAUCGUAAAUGGCUCGAAGAAAAUGAAAAAGCCAAAGCUAAGAAGGAACCGGAAAAAUCAUUUCUGAAUUUUCUCAUGUCCAAUAAAUCUAUAAUGGAUGAUGAAAAGAAAGAAGAUGAAGUUCCUUUGUUGGAAAGUGAAAAGCCAGUUACUAGCCAUGUUUUGAUACAGCCAGAUGAAAAUAAUGAUACAACAGGAUACACAUUAGAAGCAAAUAAAGUCACACAAGAGUCAUGGAAAUACUGUAUCACAAAAUGGACUAUAUAUUUUAUUAUAUGGCUUACUGUGUACAUAAUAUUCCUAAAGCUUCAAUUUGGUGCAGUUUACUUUGUGAUAUCUUUACUAAUUGGUAUAUAUUUGAAUACCAGAACAGGACCUAAGAAAGAAGGUGAAGUGUCAGCAUAUAGCGUAUUUAAUGAGAACUGUGCCAGCAUUGAUGGCACUUUGAGUGCUGACCAAAUUGUUAGAGAAUUAACAUUCGGACCGGGUAAUUUACAAUAAUAAAGUCACAAAGAUUUUUUACUCUUAUAACUUGUGUUUUAUCCCACAUGUUAAGAUGUGGACAAUUUGUACGCUAAUUUAGUAAGCUUGGUUCUUAAAAAAUUCUUGUCACAAAAAAGAUCAUAAAAUUUUUAAAUACUAACU
This is a messenger RNA of Papilio polytes (common Mormon), 943 nucleotides long. RefSeq lists its product as uncharacterized. The transcript is spliced from 2 exons. The record is from RefSeq and is a predicted model, not a curated record. NCBI's taxonomy places the organism in Eukaryota, Metazoa, Arthropoda, Insecta, Lepidoptera, Papilionidae. Bases 263 to 799 code for a protein of 178 amino acids.